Messenger RNA from Vespa crabro (European hornet), 3481 nucleotides. RefSeq names its product piwi-like protein Siwi. Lineage: Eukaryota; Metazoa; Arthropoda; Insecta; Hymenoptera; Vespidae. Gene Ontology annotation, molecular function: piRNA binding; protein binding. The record is from RefSeq and is a predicted model, not a curated record. The transcript is spliced from 11 exons. Bases 124 to 2832 code for a protein of 902 amino acids. Gene Ontology annotation, cellular component: P granule. Gene Ontology annotation, biological process: regulatory ncRNA-mediated gene silencing.
UAAUAUCUCAGCGUGUAAAAAUCGCGGUAAGAGACAAAUUCUGAUUACUUAUUCAUUAAACGAAGAAACGCUAAAAAGUAUAUUACAAAUUUAACAGUAUAUACGAACUCAAUAAUAUAUAAGAUGCAACAAGGUAAAGGCCGAGGUCGAGGUCGAGGCCGUUCAAAAACUACACCUGUUCAAUCACCUACUUCACCAACAACUGAUGCUUGGGUGCGUAGACCAGGCCCAAGUCAAACUCAGGCAAGUCCAUCACAACCUAUAUUAUCACCUAGAUCAUCGCAACCUAGACCAUUGCAACCUGGACCAUCGCAACCUGGACCAUCACAACCUGGACCAUCGCAACCUGGACCAUCACAAAGAGCAUGGCCGAGACCUAUGAAACCAGCUCAGACUUAUGCACGAGGAGUACGAGGAGAUGCACAAGGCUAUUCUGGAGGAGCUAGUUCUAAAUCGAAAGAUGUUUCAAUAGGAGGUGGUGGAGAUGCUUCAAUUGGUAGAGGUGCUAUGCGAGGUAGAAGAUCAGUACCUACAGACAUCAUGUUAGUUACAAGACCACAAAAUUUGCCUACAAAGAAAGGAAUUUUUGGUACACCAGUUAUACUUCGGGCAAAUUAUUUUAAGUUACCAUCUACUACAAACUGGACUCUUUUUCAAUAUAGAGUUGAUUUCGCUCCAGAAGAAGAUCAUACUCUUAUUCGUAAAGCUUUACUUAGAAAUCAUAAAGAAAAAUUGGGUGCAUAUAUUUUUGAUGGUACUGUACUAUAUACAAGUCACCGUUUACCUGAAAAAAUGGAUCUUCUAUCAAAAAGACAAUUUGAUGAUGAAAAAAUCACGAUAAGCAUCAAAUUUGUUGGAGAUUUGGCUAAAGAUGAUCAUCAUUAUCUGCAAUUUUUCAACAUAAUAAUGAGAAAAUGCUUGGAACAUUUAAAGCUACAAUUAGUUGGUCGUGAUUAUUAUGAUGCAGAAACUAAAGUAGUAGUUGCUCAGUAUAAAUUGGAAUUGUGGCCAGGUUAUUUCACAUCCAUUAGGCAACAUGAAAGAGAUAUUCUUAUGUGUGCAGAAAUAACUCAUAAAGUUAUGCGUCAGGAUACACUUUUAGACAUUUGGAGAGGUUGUCAAGAGCAUACAGGCAAUAUAGAGAAAAAUUUUUAUGAAGAAGUCUUAGGAUCCGUUGUACUCACUGAUUACAAUAACAAUACAUAUCGGAUCAUGGAUGUUGACUUUAACUUAACACCAAAGAAUACAUUUCAACUUAAAUCAGGAGAGUCAGUAACAUAUAAGGAUUAUUAUAAGAAUAAAUAUAAUAAAAUUAUAAAGUAUGAUAAUCAACCUAUGCUCGUUGCUGAAGGAAAACAAAAAUCACGUAAUCUACCAACUCAGUCGGAACGCUUAGUUUACUUAGUUCCUGAAUUAUGUCGUGCGACAGGUCUGACGGAUAAUAUGAGAACGAAUUUUGAUUUGAUGCAAGCGUUAGCGAUACAUACACGAGUCUCUCCUGAAUCACGAAUUCGGAAAUUAUUAAUGUUUAAUAAAAGGCUCUGUUCUCAACCAAAUAUUGUUAAAGAAUUAAAAGAAUGGAACUUAGAAUUGGAAAAUAAUUUGAUUGAAAUUCCAGGACGUGUACUACCUACUGAAAAAGUAGUUUUUCGUGCAGGUUCUAUAACUGCAGGUGUAGAAGCAGAUUGGACAAGAGAAUUGCGUAAUAAACAUUUACUUGCAUGUAAACCUUUGAAAAAUUGGAUUUUAAUCUAUACAUCAAACUUAAAACGAGAAUGCGAGGAUUUCUUAAAAAAUCUUAUAAAAGUAGCAGGUGGAAUGGGAUUUAAUAUAGAACGUCCAAGAAUGUUUUCAAUUGCGGAUGAUCGAUCUGGUACAUAUUCUGAGGCAUUAGAAGGUUUACUGAGUAAAUCUAUUCCACAAAUAGUUCUUUGCGUUGUUACGAAUAAUCGUUCUGAGCGCUACAGUACUAUAAAAAAGAAAUGUUGCGUUGACCGUCCAGUCCCGUCACAGGUAGUUAUUAGGAAAAAUUUAAUAAAAGGAUUAUCUGUAGCUACGAAGAUAGCUAUUCAAAUGAAUUGUAAACUGGGUGGAGUCCCAUGGUGUGUCGAAGUACCGCUUUCGGGAUUAAUGGUAGUUGGUUUUGAUGUUUGCCAUGAUACAAAUAUGAAAGAACGUGAUUUUGGUGCUGUAGUAGCUACUUUAGAUAAAAAUUUAACCAGAUAUAUCAGUGCUGUAAGUCCACAUAGUAAUGGCGAAGAAUUAUCAAAUGAUAUAGCUAGUCAUAUUUGUAAGUUUGUAGCAACAUAUCGACAAUACAAUGACAAUAGAUAUCCUGAUCGUAUUGUGAUUUAUCGCGAUGGUGUUGGCGAAGGUCAAGUGCAUUUAGUUUAUAAUCAUGAGGUAAAGGAAAUAAGAAAGAGACUUGCUCAAAUAUAUGGAAGUGAGGCGGCAGUAAAAAUGGCAUUUAUAAUCGUUAAUAAACGGGUGAAUACACGAAUUUUUUAUAAUGAAAGGAAUCCACCAUGUGGCACAGUUGUGGAUGACGUAAUUACGAGUCCAGUAAAAUACGAUUUUUUUAUCGUAUCACAACACGUUAAACAGGGCACUGUUACGCCCACCUCGUACAGUGUAAUUGACGAUACUGUUGGUCUCGAUGCAGAUAAAAUGCAACGACUCACUUAUAAGCUUACGCAUAUGUAUUACAAUUGGUCUGGUACUGUAAGAGUACCAGCUCCAUGCCAAUAUGCACAUAAGCUUGCAUAUUUAGUUGGUCAAUAUGUGCAUCGAGCUCCAAACACUCGUUUGGAAGAUCUUUUAUAUUAUUUGUAAUAUCAAAUCUCCAUUUUUAUUCUUUAUAUUGCGACAUACGUACAUCAUACAUAAAUAUAUAAAUGUCACACACACACACACACGCGCGCGCGCGCGCGCGCGCGUAUACUCAUGUAUUUACGUAUAGUCGCGAAUGUGACAUGAUACCAAUAAUGUUUUAUUUUUUUUCCCAAAAGUUUUUGACAGAGAAAGUGGGGAGAUUGUGUGUGUGUGUGUAUUUCUUUUUUUUUUUUUUUUUUUUUUUAACUAUAGCUUAUAGACAACUUCAUUCAAUUUAUUAAAAUUAUUUUAUUUAUCUUUUUUUAUUAUAUAUUUUAUGUAAAAUAUAUAAUUUUUUUUUGUAUAAAACAAUUUGAUUAACUGUUUGAUUAAGCCCAUCAAGUUACAUCAGAAAGACUUAUCACAUAUUUAUAUAUGGUAUAAUAAUGAUAUUCUUACGAUCUUUUACAAUACGCUUAUUGUAUAUGUAUGAUGUAAUUGAAAGUGGAAGAAGUUCUUUUUUUUGCCGAUAUAGAGAAUGACAGGAUCGAUGUAGCAAAUUAUAUUCAUGUAAAGAUAUUCAUAGCUUAUAAUUUUAUACAUAUUAUAUAUAUAUAUAUAAAAUUAUAUUAAUAUAGUUAGUUUAUUUUUGUAUACAAAGAUAAAAAGA